GUGCUGGAUUUAUGCAGCGGAGGAGAUUUGUUUUAUGAGAUAAGCCGAUUUGUUUCUUUCAGCGAAUAUGACGCAGUAGAUAUAAUAAGACAAAUGCUGGCGGCGGUGAAGUAUUUGCAUGCGAAUGGAUUUGUUCAUAGAGACAUAAAGGCAGAGAACUUCAUGUUUAAAAGACAAUCUCAACACUUUCCUCUUCUAAUGAUAGACUUCGGUCUUGCUACAAACUUUUCUAAGGGAGAUAUUCUCACAGCAGUCUGCGGCAGCCCCAGAUAUAUAGCCCCUGAAGUACUCAGGCGUGCAUACACCGAAAAGUGCGACAUUUGGUCCUUAGGAGUUGUUGUUUAUUUAAUGCUCUUUGGUGUACAUCCAUUUGGAGGGUGGAAAGGAGCCACCUUCGAACAAAUCGCUUCUGAUGUAAUUAAUGCAGAUAUUACUUUCACUCCACGCAACGGCGGAGUCUCCCCUUCAGAUAAAGUCCCGCUAUCUCGUUUGUUAAAGGACUUCUGA
Messenger RNA from Eimeria acervulina, 507 nucleotides. RefSeq names its product ULK kinase, putative. Gene Ontology annotation, molecular function: calcium/calmodulin-dependent protein kinase activity; calcium-dependent protein serine/threonine kinase activity; ATP binding. The record is from RefSeq and is a predicted model, not a curated record. The annotation marks the transcript as partial. NCBI's taxonomy places the organism in Eukaryota, Apicomplexa, Conoidasida, Eucoccidiorida, Eimeriidae. Gene Ontology annotation, biological process: intracellular signal transduction; protein autophosphorylation; peptidyl-serine phosphorylation. The transcript has 6 exons. Gene Ontology annotation, cellular component: cytoplasm; nucleus.